AUGGGUCUCCCGCCCGUUUUCCUUCUCAUUUUCUGGGCUUCUUCCAUCGCCAAUUCCCUUCCGUUGGCACCUCCACCACCAGACGUAAGAAUGAGAUUUGACAUUUAUUAGGGAGACAAUUUCAGAGUUAUUAAAGUUUCAGUUCAAUGCGGACUUCUCAAAACGCGCCGCCAAAUCGGAUUUGAUGGCCGUGGUGGACGAGGAUGAGCUGCAAAGUUUACGGCACAACGGGUUCCAGGUGAGGAGGAUUAGAAUUAUAUGGGCGAAAAAGAAGAAGGCGUUCGGAACCAGCCUUCCGUGGGAAUGACGAUCUGCCAAUUUGUUCAACCAUCCGGGGUCAAUCAAAGUGUUUCUGCGACCACCAUUUACCAGAUGAGGGCGGCCACACUCGUCUUCCGAAGCAUGAAUAAUCGCGGAGAUGUUACUUGUCACGGCGGUCGGCAACUGGUUGCGUCAUAACCAAAAACAAGACAGAAAUCGAUCGAUAAAUAGUUUCUUCUGCAGGAACAGUUGCGACGCUUGCGAGAGAAGAACAUUGGCAGAGAUCCGAUGACAGUGACAGAGGAGAUGGCGAGAAUCGGCAAUUCCAUCGAAGACAUCUCCGAGUUCUCACUCGAUUCCGCAGAAAUCGACGAGGCGAUCAACGACAUUACGAUACCGAGUGAGAAGACUCUUGGAAACUACUGAACAUUUAAUUCUUACAGCAACUUCACAACUGAAAAAGAGCAGCAAAUUCAGUGAACUCUCGGAGAUUCACAACACUGACUCUUCAAACAAGUCUCUUCCGCCGUUCGCAUUCUCGGAAGAUGAAGAGGAGAUUCCGGAGAGCAUUGAGAAAGUGGAGGUUACUUUGACACUGUGCACAUCUUGUGGUAUCUUUUAAAAUCGAAUUUCAGAUAGUUCCUCCCUCCACACCAGUUGCCAUUACUCUGCCAACUACAACACAACCGACCACAACCACGACGAUUUGGACUUCUACCUCGACGACUCCGCCUCCAAAACAUAAUAUCAUGAGCAUUGAUAGCGACGUGGAAGUUCCAGGAAGAGAAAGUUCGCCGAGUCCUGUCGUCGAUAGCGCGGUGACUACUUUUGUUCCGACAGCAGCCGUCACGACCACAAUUCCAACAACUGCAACUGUGAUAUACAGGUACUUUUUUCUCUAAUAAUUAUCAUGCAACUUGUCUUCAGCCCUCCAACUACUACACAUUCAUAUUUCACAUCAAAAACUCAGUCACCGCACAUCUUCUCUUCCACCACAGUCCGUCUUCCAUCCCCGAUUUUCCUGGCUUCUUCUUCUGCUGCUUCUUCAGUUUUCCUGACAACUCCGAGACCGUUCAGAGGACCAUUCACUACUGAAUUCAAAAUUGAGCCAGUGAAGAAAAGAAGUGAAGGAGGAGCCGCCGAACUGAGAGAAAGAAUCCGAUCUACCAGUCAGCUACUGAACCUUCUCGGAGACAGAAUAGAAGGAAUCGAUCAGCAGAUGACGAUGAAUCAAGCAGUUCCGAAGACUGGAGUGCUGCCCAAUAUCUACGAUAGAGGAGAGGUGAAACGUAGGAAUUACCGGAACAAACAGUGGGGCAAAACGGGAAUAGGAAGGCAAGGAGUGCAGACUUACGACGGACAGUUCAGUGGAGUUGCCUACGGAGCCACGAAGCAGAGGGGCGGAGGGUACACGAUGAGAAAGAAGAUGGCGAAGAGGCCGUGGACAGGAAGAGGCUACAAAACGAGAAGGCUUGGAGAGAGAAGGCCCGACGGAAUGAGCCCGACGACGUUUCUGGAGAAGAAGACGACGGAAGUGUCGGUGGAACCGUACGGAAGCAAGAGAAGAGGAGAAUGGAUUCGAGGAGUCAAACAAUCGGAAAGAAGGAAUGCAGUGAGAAGAGUCAGCGAGAAGCAAAAGAGUCUCGCGGAGGCGUUGCUCGAGUCGGAAGAGUCUUCGAUGCGGCAGUUGAAGAAAACUUUAAGGCAGAUCAGAGACGUCGUCAGGUUUAAGACUUCUUCGACUACCGCUACGAUGCAGACGACAACCAGCACUGUCAAACCGGCAAUUGUAAGUCACUCAAGAUAAGCAGUGUUCUCAGUUUAUUGAUUUCAGAACAAUCGUCUCCACGAAUCAUUCUACAAGGGUACCUUCGAUUUGAAGCGAUAA
This is a messenger RNA of Caenorhabditis sp. 36 PRJEB53466, 2149 nucleotides long. The record is from the annotation of a GenBank genome assembly. NCBI's taxonomy places the organism in Eukaryota, Metazoa, Nematoda, Chromadorea, Rhabditida, Rhabditidae.